CACAAGAACACACUUAUAAUCAUACUAGAUGUCGUCGAAGUCCUGCCCCGGCAAUGCGAACGUCGGCGGCGCGAUGGCCACGACGGGCGGCGCGACGGGCGGCGGCGGCAGGGGCGGCGCGGCGUCUUCGUCGCUGUCCUCCCGGAGCAUCUCGAAGGACGCCGCUUGUUUGGAGGGCGCCGCCGUCGCGCGCGCUUUGCGGGCCGCCCGCUUCGCGUCUCUUUCGUGGUCCAUGGCGAAGAGCCAGCGCAGGUCGCCCUCGUCCCGCGGCGGCGGCGCGUCGACGGCGAAGGACGCCGGCUUUAUGUGCACGUCCGGCGGCGGCAACUGGCCGCGCUCGGCCGCGUACUCGGCGGCCUUGGCGCGCUCGCGCGCGGCCUGCUCCUCCCGGCGCCGCGCUUUCAGCGCGAGCUUCUCCGACGACACGGGUUUGUGCACUUUGCCCUGCUUGGCGUGCUUCGGCACGAGCAUGCGCUUGCCGCUGCCGCCGGGCUGUUGUUUGACAACCUGCCUUUUGACGAGCGCGGAGCCCUUGCCGGCCUUGCGCGCCGCCUGCUUGGCCUUUUGCUUUUGUUUCUUGGCCAUUUGCGCUGCCUUUGGCUGCUUGUUGUGAAGUGCUGGCUGCGCCCUACGUCGCGAGUGGCGCCGCGCUUGCUGUUAGCAAAAGUUGUGUGCACUGUGUGUGAUGGUCUUCAGCUCUCAGCGCAGCGUGCCGUUCACGCUCAAACUGCUGGAGACAAGAGAUGCACCACCGAUGCGACUUUCGUGCGGCUCGGUUCCGUCCUAAUCGAUUUAUGCGUGGCGCCUUGCUAGGCCAAAAAGCUCAUCG
This is a messenger RNA of Pelagomonas calceolata, 829 nucleotides long. The record is from the annotation of a GenBank genome assembly. Lineage: Eukaryota; Pelagophyceae; Pelagomonadales; Pelagomonadaceae.